CAAAUAUGUUUAAAAAUAAAAUACAGCUGAUCGUCAAAGAGUGAAGUGUUCGGUGUAUUUGAUACGCUGGAAAAUGGAAUGGUAGUAAUCGUCUAAAUAUGGCGAAUAUUGCGAACCCUUUACCUUAUAUAACCAAAAGAGAAUAUGGACUUAUUCCUGAUGUUCAGUCACAGUUGUUUACUAAACGUCUUAAUGCUGCAAAAAAUUUGUAUCGUCGGGAUUUAGUGUGCCACUUCGGAUGUGUAAACGCUAUCGAGUUUUCCAGCAAUGGCGAAUUACUUGUAUCGGGUGGAGAUGACAGGAGGGUGAUGUUAUGGCAGUUUGGACAGGCCAUCCUUGAUCAUGGGAAGCCAGAGGCAAUGAAAGCAGUCCACCAAUCAAAUAUAUUUUGUCUUGGAAUAACAAGUGAUAACCAGAAAAUUUAUUCUGGUGGUAAUGAUGAUAUUGUCAUUGUGCAUGACCUUGAAAGCAAAUGCCCUUUGGAAGUUCUUCAACACCAAAGAGCGGUGUGCAGCCUCAGUAUAGACCCAUUUAAUGAGAGAGUGGUGACUACAGCAGGCAAUGAUGGCCGCUUGCUGCUUUUUGAUACUAGACAAUCUGUUCAUGAGUCUAUGGUGAUAUCGCGGAGUCGCAAGGCGUUCCACGGUGUAAUGUUCCACCCUCAACAAGUGGGCGUGUUGGUGUCGGCUAACGCGCGUGGCGGCGUCGCACUGUGGGACUUGCGAUCACCGAAACACCCAGUCCUCCGCUACUUCGGUAACAACGGUACAUGUCAGAAUAGUAUGAGCGUCCGCUUUAAUUCCGCGGGCACCCACAUCCUCGCGUUGCGUCGUCGCUUGGCGCCCGUACUGUACGCUGUGCACUCACCCGAUCCCGUCGCGGAGUUCUACCACCAGGACUACUACAACUCGUGCACUAUGAAGAGUUGCUGCUUUGCCGGAAAAGGAGACCAGUUUGUUCUGUCCGGCUCUGAUGACUUCAAUCUAUAUAUGUGGAAGAUACCUGAUAGUGGGGAGUUUGAUAUGGUAGUGGAACCGCCGCACAUUGUAUUAUACGGGCACAGGUCUAUAGUGAAUCAAGUUCGCUACAACUCACAGUACUGCCUCAUCGCAUCCUCAGGAGUUGAAAAAAUUAUAAAGGUGUGGUCUGCGCUGGAGUAUCCACAGAUGCGCGGAGCUCUGUUAGAGGAGGCGCAGGGCUCCGACAACCCACGCGAGAUAUACAGCCACGAGGAUUAUGUGUCUCUCGUACAUCAUAGUGGACAGUAUAUUUCACACAACUACGCGGAACAAUCGACAGUGGAAGACCAGCGUAUGAUGGCUUUCUUCGACUCGCUGGUGCAGCGCGAGCUGGAGUGCCUCGCGGCAGAGACGGACUCGCUGGACGCCUCCAGCUCAGCAUCGCCGCCCGCCGUAGACUCUGAUGACUCCGACCGCGCUGUCGCUGAUCUCCUCACCCUGCAUCCUAAGCGAGUAAAUCCAAACGGCAACCGCAGCCAGCGCUGUCCCAACAGGCUGGCUCGCCUUGUCGCCUCGCGGUAUCCUAAAAACACUCGCGCACAGAAACGAGGAUCGCAAAGGCGUAACAAACAGACUCGAUCUUGUGUGAGCAAAUCCAGCAGUAAGUGCGAUAGCGCAGCUGCUGGUGGUGUUGGGGGUGUGGGGUGUGCGGGGGGUGUGGGGUCGAAGGGCAAGCGUGCUGUGGCGCGGAGGGCGCGGGGUCCGCGCCGCACCACGCCCCGCGCGCCCCGCACCCCGCGCCCACAGCGCCCACUCUCCGCACCCUCCAGCGACCGCACAGACUCCGACGAGCCCACGCACACCCUCUACAGGAGCUCCAGCAGGAGUACAAGACCACUGCGGCGUCGAAUGAAUUUAUCGAGGACUACAAAGAGGAAAACUAAAGUCACUAGUUAUAGGAAAGUUAUGAAUAUAAAAAAUAAUGGCUCUGCCAUGGCUCAGGACAGUAGUGAUAACAAUAACUUUACUAAUUUUAAUCAAUUCGAAGAGAACUUAGCACUGCCAAGCACUAGCACAGGUUAUAGGGGCCAAAGUUCAGCAUUGUUCCGGAUAGCGGAGGUUGACUCCGACGACGACCAAUCAGUGAGCAGUCGGCCGAUAUCCCCGCGGGCGCAGGGCGGCGCACCCGGCGCGCCCGGCGUGCCCCCCGACCUCGUCAGCAUUGUCCCCACGCCCGUCAACGGUUCGCGCGACUCCCUCGGCGACACGCUGCGCCUAGACCCCCCGGCGCCCUCCUCGCCACCCUCGCCCCGCCCUCGCGCCCCCCAGCGCCGCUCUCGCCGCACCGCGCGCGCCCCCCACUGCUCCGACUCCAGCGACGCACCCGCCGCGCCCCCGCCCCCCAGCAACUACAACACCGUCGCCCGCCUUCUCAACGAAACCAACGAGAGCGAGCUCGAGAGCAGCUGCAGCACUGAGAGUGGUGUCUGGCCCCCCGCCGCACCCACCACACCCGCCACGCCCGCCACACCCGACAGCGGGGUGGGCACAGGUUCGCGUCCCUCCCGCGGCUCCCGCAUACCCCGCGCACAAAACGAUGUCUCCGACGACCCCGACUACCAGACCCUCAAGUUCCGACAACGCGUCAAACGAGCGAGACGCAAUUACAGGAAUCACAUGGACUCUGAUUCAAACUGAAAUAUCAAUAGAUAGAUAUUAAAAUGUGUUUCAUAUUGUUAUUAUAAGUUAUCCGCUCUAUGGGCGAUUAUUUAACUAUUUGUACCCUGUGUCUACAAGUUCCGUAAAGGUUUCAGGGAAUGUCCCUCCUAUAAGUGAUUGGAAGAUAUUCCCUGUGUUAUUUAAGGGUUCAUCCAAACUGUAAGGCCUCCUUUGAACACAUUUUUCCAAUUUUAUAUACUUACAAACGACUAGUCUUUACAUUGCCAAUAUUUUUUAGAAGUUGCGUUUUGGCGCGAUCUCAAAAAUAAGUGUGUCUGGAGGCCUUAUCUCUGCUUAUUGUUGUAUAGUUGAGUUAUUGAUAAAUAUAUUAUAAUUCCCUUUGCAAAAAAGAAGAGGACGCUUACGACUUUGUCGAGUUAUAACUUUUAAG
Papilio machaon (common yellow swallowtail) is the source of this 3069-nucleotide messenger RNA. Its product is annotated as DDB1- and CUL4-associated factor 5. Bases 99 to 2657 code for a protein of 852 amino acids. The transcript has 13 exons. Gene Ontology annotation, molecular function: protein binding. The record is from RefSeq and is a predicted model, not a curated record. Gene Ontology annotation, cellular component: Cul4-RING E3 ubiquitin ligase complex; cytoplasm. Gene Ontology annotation, biological process: negative regulation of fatty acid biosynthetic process. Lineage: Eukaryota; Metazoa; Arthropoda; Insecta; Lepidoptera; Papilionidae.